This is a messenger RNA of Pipistrellus nathusii (Nathusius's pipistrelle), 2028 nucleotides long. The record is from the annotation of a GenBank genome assembly. Lineage: Eukaryota; Metazoa; Chordata; Mammalia; Chiroptera; Vespertilionidae.
AUGGCCGAUCGUGGGGCCGAUGAGCCAUCCUCCAGGACAGAGAGUCCGGAUGGAGAAAGCCGGGUCUCUGAGGACAGGUGUUCAGUCCACCAGAGGCUGGCCAUCAGGGAGCUCAUUGACACCGAGGUCUCCUACUUGCACAUGCUCCGGCUCUGCGCCUUGGACAUCAGGAGUCGCCUGAAGCAGCUGCCACAGGGAGAUCUGGAUGUGUUGUUCUCAAACAUCGAUGACAUCAUCAAGGUGAACAGCAGAUUUCUUCAGGAUCUGCAGGGGACAGACGCCAUGGAGGAGAAACAAGUGCAGCUCAUUGGUAACUUGUUCCUGGAAUUCCAAGAGGAAUUGGAGCGAGUCUAUAAGGUCUACUGUGCCAACUAUGACCAGGCCUUGCUGCUGGUGGAGUCGUACCGAAGGGAGCCAGAGCUGCAGCGGGAGAUCCAGGCCAUCAUCGAGGCAGUGGUGCCACAAGCUGGACCCUCAGGCCUCAGUUUCUUACUGGUCAUCCCUUUGCAGAGGAUUACCAAGUACCCACUGUUGCUGCAGAAAAUUCUGGAGAACACACUUCCCAAUGCCAGUGCCUAUUCUGUCCUCCAGAGGGCUACCUCUGCCCUCCAGGAUGUGAACACCAACAUCAACGAGUACAAGAGGCGCAAGGAAGUGGCUUCCAGGUACACCAAAGUGGAGCAUCUUACCCUCCGGGAGCGGCUGGCCCGCAUCAACACGCACACCCUCUCCAAGAAGACCACCCGGCUGAGCCAGCUGCUGAAGCAGGAGGCGGGGCUCGUGUUGAGGACAGAAGACAAGGAAUUUGAUGACUUGGAAGAGAGGUUCCACUGGGUGUCGCUGUGUGUGACUGAGCUGAAGAACAAUGUGGCAGCUUACCUGGACAAUCUGGAGGCUUUCCUCCGCUUCCGGCCGCAGCAGUAUGACCUGGACAUGCCCGCGGGGCCUGUGGGGCAGUAUUGCAACCUGGCAAGAGACCUUCAGCUCCAGGCCUUCCCUGAGUUUAAGCAGCGGCUGGAAGACCUGGUGUGGCAGCCGCUGUGCAGCCUGGCCAAAGCACUGGCUGGUCCUCAGAACCUGAUCAAGAAACGUCUGGACAAACUUCUGGACUUUGAGCGGCUGGAAGAGAAGCUGCUGGAGGAGGGCAGCGUGACCUACGAGGAGGAGGAGGCCCGGCACACGUACCAGGCUCUCAAUUCCCUGCUGGUGGCCGAGCUCCCGCAAUUUAACCAGCUGGCCAUGCAGUGGCUGGGCCAGAUCCUGGGCACAUUCAUGGCUCUCCAGAGGGACCUUGCAAAGCAAGUGUUGCAGAGGGCAGAGAGCAGCUUGGCCCAGCUGCCCCACCACCACCUCUCGGAGCCAGCCUUCAGGAAGCUGGUGGAGGAUGCACUGGGCCAGACCGGUCAGCAGCUUCGCUCCUUUCAAGAGAACUUUGAGAAGGAGCUGACACCUCCCACUGUUCAACCACUCCUUCCAGGAGCUGAACGCCAGGUGCAGGCUCUCCUGACCAAGUACGGCCCCGGAAAGCUGUACCAGGUGACAAGCAACACCAGCGGCUCUAGGACUCUGGACCUGUCAUUGCCUCGGGGCCAAGUCGUGGCCCUCCUGCAAAACAAGGACACCAAAGGCAACAGCAGCCGCUGGCUGGUGGACACCGGGGGACAUCGAGGGUAUGUGCCCGCUGGGAAAUUGGAGCCGUACCAGAUCGUCCCCCGGGAGGAGAAGCUCGGGGGGCAGGCGGGGCCUGGUGAGGCCUCCCGGCAUCCAGCACCGGAUCCCAGCCCAGGCCUGGUGGCCGCUGUUCCAACCGGGACCCAGGUGGUCGCAAUGUACCCCUUUGUGGCCAGAAACAGCCAAGAAGUGAGCCUGCAGGCAGGCCAGCCAGUGGCCGUCCUGGAGCCCCAGAACAAGAAGGGGAACCCCGAAUGGAGCCUCGUGGAAGUGGACGGACGGAGGGGAUAUGUGCCUGCCAGCUUCCUGGCCAGGGCCCCGAGCCCGGCUCCCUGGGGCUGGAGUCUGCCCUCCUAG